AUGCCUGAGGAAGGGUUGGAGUUCGCUUCAAUGAAAGGAUCCAUUGCGGCCAACUAUGGCCAUGGGUCAUUCAUGUCGGGAGACCGCCAUCAGAUUCGACAAGAGCUGUUCAGGCAAUGGCUGAACAAACAACCUGAUGAUUUCUUUCUGGAGAUAUCUGAGCAAAUUUUGGAAGACAAACAGGCUGCUUCCGACUAUACUGGGGAGGCCAUUGUUGGCAUCGAGGACCUCAUGAAAAUACCGGGCAUUCGAAAGUUACCAAUGGUUCCCACCGGGGGCUCAACCGAGAUUGAUGACGAACCUGAUGCUGCCGGUCAUGAAGAAGCGGCUGAAGGAGAAGAGCCUGCAGAGGAAAACCAGCCUGCAGCAUCAUCAUCAUCAUCCCAGAAAAAAUGGACCAAGAGCCAGCUCUACAACGCUUACAAAGGCCGUGGGCCUCAUCGGAUGACUUGCGACUUUCUUCACGAACCAGGCCUGCGGGAGCAUCUGGUUAUUCUAGUUGAGUGUGGAAAGCCUUUGGCUGAGAAAUACGUAGCAGAUCUGGAUGCCCAAAAAGGCCGAACCCAAAGGUUGCGCUGGGCUGCUGGUAGGGCCGCACUUGGUUCCUCUUUGAAGACUGGGGUGCAGGUUCUGAAGGUGGCCUUCAACCCCUACUUCCACAGACGUCUGCGUUUGACCCCAGCAUGUCCUGGGAUGACUCUCAACUGUGAUGACGAGCGCAUUGCAGAUGAUGUGGCGCUGGUGCGUUUGGCCACCACAUUCGCAGGGAACCUUGCUUCCAACUGGAUUUGGAGCCAGCAGAUGUUCUCUUUGACGCUUCCGUUUGCAGCUGCGAGCCUGCUGUCAGGGAGCUACUUGGGCGACACACCUAGCAGUGAACUGUGGGCCAACCUGCACAUCAACCCCCACAAAAAGAAUCAUCCGGGUGACGAGGAGAGGCAACGUCACAUGGAUCACUUGCGCUGCAUUGUUGAGGCAACCACUAAGGCUCUUCUAUACCAGAGCAACUUCAACAUUCAGAAUGACAAGGUGGUCCGUCGAAUCAUGUGGCGAAUGCAUGCUGGCUCGAGCACGACUCAAUCAAUCCUGGAGUCGUGCUUCGCGCAUCUCCGGGACCUUGCACAGCGGCAGUCGAAGAGUACUAAGUACGCACCCAGCACUGCUUGGUUUUACAGUGCCUCGUCGCCUUACGUAUCUGAAUCAGGCAUGGGGCAGGUUCUGCCUUCCACCACUGACUGGGCUCAGCUUUUCCAAAAACGAAAACAGCAUCCCAACUGCGAAGAGGUCAGGGCAUACCAGAGGGCAUUCAGAUUAGACAGCAGCCAGCUUCCAACUGCCGAUCACAUUGCAUUUCCUAAGUCAGCGCAAGGAUUCAUCAAGACGUCCUGGCGUAACGCCGGGCCGUUGAGCCAUUACAAGUCGUCAGCUGCCAUGGGCCUGUUGCUGCAAGAUUGUGAGGAAAACUUUGGAAACGUAAACAAGGCCUGGUGCGGCGUUGUGCUGACUCGGAACGGCCUGUUUUACCACACCACAACUGAGAUGUAUUUCCUGUCUCUUGGAUUUCACUCGUGGAGCGCCUUGGGCAUCACUCUGAGCGUGAUGAAGGAUCGCGGCCAGGAAUAUCUCAUCCUCGACCCGUCAAAAGCGGAAUUGAAGUUUCUUACCUGCUUCAACGUGCGGGCCACUAGCAAAUGGAAGCAGGCCGUUGUUGACUACUGCCCGCCAUCAGCCCUUCCUCCACACAUGGAGUUUGCUGCUGUGGGCUUUGCUUGGCGCGUGAAGGAGCUUGAGUGGCCUCUCAGGGUUGGCCUGCGGGAGAAAAAACUACCCUUGAAGCUGGACGAGCUGAAGCAGAUUUGCUUCAUGCUCAGUGUGCGUGUGCUGAAACCUGGCAGCGGCAAGAACGGGAACUUGCUGAAGAGGGACUACUGCAAGAGAGUCGUGGACACGGUGGUCACUGGGGCCACUCCGGAGGAAAAAGAGAAGAUGGUUGCUGCAGUCUGCGGCCUGGAGAAAAAAACCGUUGAUGUUGAGGUUCUGGCAGCCAUGUCGCAGCUUGAUCCAGAAAACCAAGAGGGUUUCCAGAAACUCCGGCGGAUGGCGUUGGACACCCUGGAGGCAAGCAUCUACGGAUCUGCAGAGAAAGCAGCCUCCAAACAGAGCGGGGCCACGUUCGAAGAGGCAAAAAAAAUGCCUGAUGAGAAGGUCCCAAAACUGAAGGAAGCACAUGCCCAAGCUGUGAGUGAAGCAAACAAACGGAACUUCGACCUCACACCAACGGAUUUGAAACUCCUCCUGCCUGGGAAAGGUGAGAUUCGAGGCUAUUUUUGGGCUCGGUACAAUCCACUGGAGGACUCCGUUUUGGUUUCGAUCCCUUGGGGCAUCCUAGACAGUGCGAACGCCGAUGGCAAGCUUCCAGUGCAAAGCUGCCAGCGCUCAUGGCCGACCGCAAGAUGCCAGACCAGCAAAGAUGCGCUCAAAUCUGUUUUGGUUUUUACCUAUGAUCGGUACAAUGAGCUGAACCCGCAUGACAAGCGUGAAAUGUAG
Molecule: messenger RNA, 2547 nt
Organism: Cladocopium goreaui
Lineage: Eukaryota; Dinophyceae; Suessiales; Symbiodiniaceae
Source: the annotation of a GenBank genome assembly